AGCCUCCGUACAUUCGUUUUAAGGGUAACGUGAUUUGUUGAGUCCGACUUCAUUCCGUUUAAACUUCCUCCUGUUCUAAAAAAUGUCCUGGUUUCUCCUGUUUUUGUCGUCGGUGUUCGUGGUCUGCAGGGCUACCGUCUGUCCGUGUGAGAGACCGGAGCUCUGUCAACACAUCCGCGAGGAGAGGGACUUUGAGGUGUUUGUGUUUGACGUGGGUGGAAAGACAUGGAAGUCCUACAACUGGAGCAUGGUGACAACAGUGGCAACGUUUGGAAAAUAUGAUGCUGAACUCAUGUGUUACGCUCACUCCAAAGGAGCACGGGUUGUACUCAAAGGUGCUGUUCCCCUCUCCCACAUUGUGGACCAAGAAAACAGGACGGCGUGGAUAACAGAGAAGGUCAACUUGGCCAAGAGUCAAUUUAUGGAUGGGAUCAACAUCGACAUCGAACAAGCAGUGGAGGAGCGCUCGCCAGAGUACCAUGCUUUGACAGACCUGGUCAAAGAGACCACUGAGGCCUUCCACAGGGAGAUCCCAGGUUCACAGGUUUCAUUUGACGUUGCCUGGUCACCAAAAUGUAUCGACAAGCGCUGCUAUGAUUAUGUUACCAUCGCUGAAUCCUGUGACCUGCUGUUUGUGAUGUCCUAUGAUGAACAAAGCCAGAUCGUGGGGGAUUGUAUUGCAAUGGCAAAUGCUCCACUCUCUCAAACACUGAAUGCUUAUGAGCAGUAUUUGAAUCUGAAGAUCGAUCCAAAGAAGCUAGUGAUGGGAGUGCCAUGGUACGGCUAUGACUACCCAUGCCUCAACCUCUCACAGGAGGGAAUAUGUUCUAUAUCCAAAGUUCCUUUCCGUGGAGCCCCCUGCAGCGAUGCAGCUGGAAGACAGAAAACGUACAAGUGGAUCAUGAAGCAAGUCAAUGUCUCUUUCUCCGGAAGGCUCUGGGACAACGAGCAGCAGGCUCCUUACUUCAAUUACAAGGACCAGAAAGGACAGAUUCAUCAGGUUUGGUAUGAUGACCCACAGAGUAUUUGUCCCAAGGCGGACUCAGUGAAAUCUAAAGGUUUGAGGGGCAUUGGCAUGUGGAAUGGUAACAUCUUGGACUACACUGAUGAACCAGUCGCCAGGCAGCAGACCGCAAUGAUGUGGAAUGCACUCUUAGGAUGCUAGCUGGGAUACACUUAACAGUACUGCAGAAAUGUACAUCACCCCUGAGCCUGCUGUUUGUUGCUAAGUCAAUAUAUCCCUUUGUAACAUUAAUGGGAUGUGACUUCCCUCUGAGUUCAGGGAUGCAUACUUGCACUUCAGAGUUUAUUGUGGCUUUUAUUGCUGUUGUCUUUGAAUGUAGUCACAUCUCAGACAUUCCUCUGUGCUAACUGAAAUAACUGAUUCUCUGAAGCCAAUCUUUUUAAUGUGAUGUACACAAACACUGUAUUUUUGAUUGACCAAUAUUGAGCUUACUGAGAUCCGUGCACUUUAUAUUUUAACAAAUGAAACAUUUUCUGAUGAAUCUGUAAAUCAUUGAAGUUACUAUCCACAUAAACAUUUUACUUUUAGCUUUCUUCCUUUAGCAAACUAGCUUAGAGCACCUGAGAAAUUUGAGAAGUCAACAUUGCAAACAAAUCAGACCACAUCAAGCACAUGGAGUAAUAAUAAAAUGUAGAAAAAGCAACAGCACAAAAAUACAAAACUUAAGUACAAAACAGUAAGCCAUGUAGAAAAUCCAACUGCAUAAAAUCAAAACAUAAAAUCAACAUUAAUAAUUUUUUUAGUUACUCUUCUGAAACAUACGACACAUAAAUGUAACACAAUCCAUCUGUCCCAGCAGAGUUAAGGCCAGACAACGGUCUUGUUCACAGUUCAGUAUAUACUGAAUUAGAUGAAGGUGCUUUGAACUUGCAGUCUGUCCCGUGGGAUAUUUCCAAAGCCUAGAGAGGCUGUGAGACCAGGAUGAGAGGACUGGUUCUUCUUCUGGGCCAGCUCAGCCUUCAGGGCCCUCAGCUCUGUGGCAGCCUGUUUCCUCAACUACAUCAUCAUUCAUGAAUAAAAUAUCAUGGUUUGUUAAUAUCAUUUUUAACAUGAUGGCACACCAGCUAUUAGGCCUUCAAGCCUGAACAAAGGAACUUAUUUAACAUUAAAAGUAAAGAUAAACAUUUGAGCAUUAUCACAGCAGUACAGGGUUUCUUAAAAUAAAAAUGUACAUGUGUGUAAACAGCAUUAGUAUCUGUUUAUUAGGCGAGAUUGUGCAGUACUCUGAUUUUGGGCUAUAUAAACAAAAUGACUAUUGACAUGUAGGUAGCAGGUGCGAAGUGGAUAUAGGGCUCAAAUAUGCCAAUUUGCUCUGUACUCUAAGGACACAAAUCAUCACUAGUAAAGUACGUAAAAUGUAGAACAUUUUUAUGAUUAUAAUAGCACUUUCCAGUGUGUGUUAGCACACAUACCAAUAUGUAGGAUGUUGAAAAGGGACACAAAUGUGUGCUACCAACUAGUUAAUAACUUCCUUUGUUGUACAAAAGCUACUUUUGUUCAUAGGUUACAGAAACAGAAGAAGAAAUUCAUAGAAGAUCAGUUACCUUUAUCUCUGUUACCAGCUUCAUCUUGGCAUCCUCUACCUUCCUCUUCAGGUUGUCAAUCUCGUGGCUCUCUGUCAUGAUCUGAAUGAUGAGCUCAUUCUGAAAUACAUGCUCUUUCAUUCAGUCAUUGAUCACAUGCCUUAUAGUUUGGAGGGAAAAAAAGGUAAGGCACAAGGAAAAGCACAGGUGUUCCACUUCCAGGGCUUUGCUCUUAUGCUUAAAGUCAAACUAUAUGACGUGAAAAAGGUAUAUUGACAAUUCAAUAUAUCACUCAGUGUAUUCAAUUUCUUUGGAAAUUAUACAAUAUUUGGACUUAAUCUACUAAAUACAAUUAUGGAAUUUUUUUAGAAAUGAUUCAUCCAAAUAAAUACUUUGCCUGCCAUUUAAUAUUAAGCAAAAUGGACAAUACAGUACAUAAAAUCAAGAUACAUUCGAUUUUACCUUUAUGGACGAUCUGCCCUGUCGUCUUGGCUUCCCUCUGUUAUCUCUGGCCUGAAGCUGGUGCAGGAGUUUGUUGUAAAAUGUCUCCAACUCUUGUCGUAGGGUUCUCAAGUUGUCCUCCAAUGGUGCUGUGGCCUUCUUGAUUUCAAAAUAUUUCUUCUUCCAAUUGUCCCGUGCUUUACGUUGAAAGGGAAGAAAACCGCAGGAGCAGAAUUUAGUUACUUUUGACAAAUUUGACCAUCUAUUCAAAAAUAUAGGAAUUCCAUUUUUUUCUGUCUUUAAUUUAUUGACAACUAUCUAUCCUUAAAAUUUUAAUAAAUUUUCACAUUACAACAAUAUGUUACAGGUUUGUCGAAGCACAUGAACAAUUAUGAGGACUAUCGUAGAAAAGGUUUCAGUCGUAGUCAUCUGCACACUGUUUUCACUGUUUUAUCUUCGCUUUUCAUUAAACAGUAUUUUAUGCUCA
Siniperca chuatsi (mandarin fish) is the source of this 3475-nucleotide messenger RNA. RefSeq names its product chitobiase, di-N-acetyl- (gene ctbs). Gene Ontology annotation, cellular component: extracellular region. The record is from RefSeq and is a predicted model, not a curated record. The transcript has 7 exons. Gene Ontology annotation, biological process: chitin catabolic process; carbohydrate metabolic process. Lineage: Eukaryota; Metazoa; Chordata; Actinopteri; Centrarchiformes; Sinipercidae. Bases 83 to 1165 code for a protein of 360 amino acids. Gene Ontology annotation, molecular function: chitinase activity; chitin binding.